This is a messenger RNA of Ilyonectria robusta, 1584 nucleotides long. RefSeq lists its product as uncharacterized. The transcript is spliced from 9 exons. The coding region runs from base 1 to 1584 and encodes 527 amino acids. Gene Ontology annotation, molecular function: CoA-ligase activity. NCBI's taxonomy places the organism in Eukaryota, Fungi, Ascomycota, Sordariomycetes, Hypocreales, Nectriaceae. The record is from RefSeq and is a predicted model, not a curated record.
AUGGUAUUCUCACCUCCGUCCUGGGUGCCCCAGUUUCCCAUGGAUCCUCCCGAUUCAAUUAGCAUAGCCGAGUUCAUGAGCAACGACAAAUAUGGACGGUAUCCGCUCGCAAAAGCGAGAUCCCCUUUCGUAUGCGGCGUCACAGGGCAAGCGUACACCGCAGCUGAAGUAGUCGACCGCGAGACAUGCUUAGCCCAAGCAAUCAAGAAGAGAUUGGGUUUCACUCACGAAGGAUCUGAAUGGGAUCGAGUCGUUGCCCUCUUCUCUCUUAACACGAUUGACUACAUACCUCUGACACAUGCCAUCCAUCGCGUUUCUGGAAUUGUCUCGCCAGUUAACCCAGCUGCAACUGCUGUUGAGCUUGAGCAGCAACUUAGGGCGUCCGGCUUAGUUGCCCUGUUCACAUGCAGUCGCCUCUUACCAGUUGCCCUUAAAGCAGCUCAAGCAAAGGGGAUUCUAAAAGAGCGCAUAUUCAUUCUCCUAAUACAGAAUGAAGAUAAAAUUGACCAGUUCACUACCAUCUAUAAUCUCAUUGAGGAAGGAAAGGCUCUGCCUGAACUCGAACUAAUAAACUGGUCCAAGGGUCAGGGUGCAAGGCAAGUCGCAUAUCUAUGUUUCUCUAGUAGAACAUCUGGGCUUCCUAAAGCUGUUAUAAUCUCGCAUUUUAACGUCAUCGCAAAUGUCAUUCAGCUCAUGACAUUUGAGAGCAUCUAUCGGAAAAGCCAAGGUAUCAACUCACAGGUACUACUCGGAUUGUUGCCUUUCAGUCAUGCCUACAGCCUUAUUAUUAUAGUAUACGUCGCCCCCUAUCGCGGUGAUGAGCAGUUUAAAAUUAAGCAACUUAAUAUUAUCCCUCCAAUCCUAGUCCAGAUGAUUGCCAACCAGAAGAAAUACAGCAAGUUUAACCUUAACAGUGUCCGCUAUGUUUAUACCGGUAGUGCUCCUUUAGGAAGCGAGACUAUUAACAGUCUCUUUAUACUGUAUCCGCACUGGCAUAUUGGUCAAGUCUACGGUAUGACCGAGACUGCUGUUAUGAUUAUAUCGACCAGCGAAUCCGAUAUCCUUUAUAGAUCUUCCGGUUCUCUUCUGCCUUCUAUAAGCGCCAAGAUUAUAGAUAUAGAUAGGAAUGAAGUAACAGUAUAUAAGAUUCCCGGCAAGCUGUUCGUCCAGGGACCUUCAGUCACGUUGGGGACAGGCAAUAAAGCUAUUAUUCAAAAGUCUCCACAGGGACAUAAUCACUACAUUAUUAUCAACAGGAUCAAGAAGCUCAUUAAAGUUAAGGGAAUGCAGGUUGCCCCUGCAGAACUAGAAGCAUACCUCCUCACGCAUCCAUACGCAUCAGACUGCGCCGUCAUCCAAACUCACCAUAAACGGUCCGGUGAAGUUCCCAAGGCCUUUAUCGUGAGAUCAAAAGAGUCGCUUGGGAAGACAGAGUCCGAGAUGGCGCAGGCUAUCUGUGAGCACCUGGUUGGGAGCGUCGAAUUCAUAAAUGCGAUUCCAAAGAACCCAACGGGGAAGAUUCUUCGACGCCAUCUCAGAGAGAAGGAAAACAUGGCAAGAAAAGAAAGCAACGCGCGACUAUAA